AUGGCCCUUGUGGGAUUCGCAAGAGGUCAGGACUUCGGUAUUCCUUCUGACUGGCGGAAACCCACUUCCAGCCGUUCUCGCUCCGAGCGUCUGUCCAUCGCUCGCACUGCCAUCGCAUCCCUGAUAUCAACUGUCAACACUAGCGACGGUGCCACCAAUCCAGCCAUGGACAUAUGGGCGCACGCGAACGUUCCCGCAGCCCUCGCCCAAUACGACUACAUCACUGAGAGCCAAGACAACCACGAUCUUGUGUCGAGCAUCAUCGCGGGUUUCCGCAACACGCAUGAUCCUUCCUACUUCAAUAGUACCAUGAUAUGGGGCCUAGCGGCCUUCUAUGGAGCUCGCGCAUACAAUGACACCGAUUUGCUCAAUAUCGCAGCGGACGUGUGGAACGUCGCGCAGGUGUAUUCUGUUUCUGCGCAAGACGGUGAAAACGGCACUCAACACACAAGGAACGUGAGUUUUACCAUCAACUGUGUCCCAAACGUGACGUCUGCCGGAGCCGUCUUCUGGAAAGCGAAUGUGGCAGACGAUCUGGGCAGUAACGGAGAGACGGUGGGAGCAUACGUCGCGUUGUCCGUGCAUCUCUGGGAAUCGACCGGCAAUAUGACUUACCUCAGCGCCGCCGAACAGUCUACAAGCUUCAUGUACACCCACAUGUACUCUCAGUCUACCAGGACGAUAACGGAUACCUACCAACUUUCCUCAUGCUCCAGUAACCCUAAUCUAGUCACAUACGAUCAAGGUUUUCUCCUCGAAGGUCUUGCAAUGCUAAGCUUGGCACCGGUCUCAAGCAACGGGACGUGGAAGAGCCUUCUACAGGCACUCGUCAUCUCGACCGUUCAAUUCUCUGCAUGGACCGUGGCGAACGGAACCAAUGCUGGUGUAAUUACAGAAAAUGACACAAACGACCCGACCAAGUUCCAGGAAGCUUGGGUAUUUAGAAAUGCGUUCACUCGUGCGCUUUACGAAGUCUGGUCUCGUACAACCCCGAAAAGCCCGAUGGCGGACUUGAUUCAGGCUUUCAUGAUGGUGCAGUAUAACGCGUUGCUUGACCUAGCAUCGAGCAAUGGGGACUUCUACUCGCCUGUCUGGAUAGGACCCACAUUGAAAGAGAUGGUCCCUUGGGGUCAGAUAUCGGCAUUAGAAGUGUUGAAUGCGGCUAUCGACAUGACUCCAGCGAAUGAGACCUCCAGCUCAUCUAUAGGAAGUCCCUCUCCGACGACUACCCUAGCAUCCUCUGGAUCCUCCCACGUUCCGCCGCAUUCUUCGAAGGCAUUAUCCAGAGGGACAAUUGCGGGCAUUACGCUCGGCACUAUCACCAGUGUCGCGAUGUUUCUCGCUGCGAUCGUCCUUCUCAGACGGCGCAGUCGGCGGCGGCUAGAGUCGGAACACAUUGACUCCGGAGAAGUCGACCCUUUCCCUCCAGGCCACCCAAUCAUUCACCAGCGCCAGGAGGUUACGUCCGCAGGAUACGAUAACAAGAAUGGGCGAAGACCCGGGGCCGGGAUUUCUGAGUCUAGUAGCUCAAGGCUUGGGGCUACUACAGCUUCGGCUACCAGUACUGCACCGAACGCUAUAUCGACGGCGCAGGACCAACAACCUCCCCUCGCGCCGGCCGCAGAGCCACCGCUCGCGGAGUUGACACGUAUGAUUCGCCACUUCAGGACGCAACUGCACGAGCCACCUCCUUCAUAUUAUACUGGAUCCGGAUGA
Molecule: messenger RNA, 1716 nt
Organism: Peniophora sp. CBMAI 1063
Lineage: Eukaryota; Fungi; Basidiomycota; Agaricomycetes; Russulales; Peniophoraceae
Source: the annotation of a GenBank genome assembly